This is a messenger RNA of Aspergillus candidus, 1299 nucleotides long. RefSeq lists its product as uncharacterized. The transcript has a single exon. NCBI's taxonomy places the organism in Eukaryota, Fungi, Ascomycota, Eurotiomycetes, Eurotiales, Aspergillaceae. The record is from RefSeq and is a predicted model, not a curated record. The coding region runs from base 576 to 929 and encodes 117 amino acids.
CAAGGGUUGGUGGAGUUUACUCACCGAGAACCCUUGAAAAUGAAUCAUCAUUCGUCCUCUUCAUCCAGAGACUUCUCGACUAAGUGUGACAGAGGGGUGUUUCUGUGCCAACUCGUGCAGAUUGUUGGCGCUUAGGAGGCAUGGCUGGCGAUCAUUGGCCGUGCCACCCACCAACUCUCCGUCCUGCUCGCCCGCUUCCCCUCGUACACUUCUCCCUCUCCCUGCCCGAGCUGCUGGCGACUAUAUAGCCGCCCAACUUUCCUCAGACAUUGGGGUUUGUUUCUCUUUCCUGGGACAGUUGGUGUUUCAGUCUAUUUUCAUCUUUCUAGGGUUUUUCGUUUGGCUGGUCCAGACGAUAGCUUAGUAGUUCUUUUCGCUUGCUGUUUAUUUUUGGAUCUGCAUCUACGUCAAUAAUAGUAUCAUUUACACGCCCACCUGCAGGAAUACCUCGUUGACCGAAGUGUUUACCGCCAGUUUCUUACAACUCCUCCGUUGUUUAUUGUUUACCCCGUCUACCUUCCUCAAACUAUAUUACACCCGUCAUUCUUCGACUUCAUCCACAGACUAUAGCCACAAUGUUCCGACCACAGCUAUCUCUGAGUAUCUCUGCUGCACAGGGCUGCUCGCGGCCUACGUUGUCCCUCAAGUCUCCCGGACCACUUCCUCGCACCCCUCUGUCUCCACCUGCUGCCAGCCCCAGCGCAAAGCGGUUCCCGUCCUUGCAAGUGCCAUCCUACAACUACACCAACUCAUGCUCCACCAAAAGCAUUCUCAAGAAACGUCCAGCACACGGGAAUCCCGACAAGCGCAUCCAGUUCCAGAACACUCCGACCGUGCACUGUGUGACGCCCAUUGAGAACCCCGACGAGUACUACGGCACAUACACCAAGUUGUCGCGCGAGGAGCGACGAUGGAUCGUUCGAGACUGAAAUGUUGCAGUAGCUAGCUACUCGACGAAACACCGCAGUUACAGACGGAAUUAUGGGACUGCCAGGACGGAGGAUCGGAGUCGUCUGGACCCUCGCUACGUCUUGUUCUUCUGCGUCCGCGCCCGGCUCCGACUCUGAAUCAACAGCUCAACUCGAUUCUCUGCGGGAAUACUGGAGGAUAUCUAAGCUGGUAAAGGUCGGAUUGGAAGGUCGCUGAAUGCAUGUAAACCAUGGAAGGAAUGGAGGAUUUCGUGUAUAGGAUACUUAUUAUGUUUAUGAUGUGAUGACAUGAUGCGAAUUAUAGUAUGGAGUUUUCCAAUGCCACUCGUUAUAUUCAUAUGUGUAAUACCGGACUGUGUCAAGUGUGUCG